AUGGCUUACUUCCAUGAUGUUUCGAUUUUGCGCCCUUGUAUUACGGGUUGGCACAUACGAGUGAAGGUUCUGCGCAUGAUUACUGUUUGCAUAAAUCCUCGGAAUGCUCUCCGUUUGGUUCUGGUGGAUGAUAAGGGUUUUAAGAUCGAUUGUUGGAUUAAUAGUGAAUAUGCGAAACAUUAUGCUGAGUUUUUGAAGGAAGAUCGAUGGUUUUCUUUUACGGAGUUUCGUGUUCUUGAGAACUCUGAUAGGGUCAGGCUUACCAAUCAUCAUUUCAGAAUGUCUGUCUUUGGAACGACUGUCGUUCUUCCCGCCGAUCCACCGUCGACUGAACCCCGUGACUCCUUUACUCCGUUCAGUUCGAUAAUUGACGGAACGGUUGACGAGAGUGUCUUGAUUGAUUUGAUCGGGGUUUUGUCUGAUGUUGGUGAAUUGGUGAAUGUCGGGACAAAUCCAUCAGAUCUCACUGGCUUCAGACUGAGCUUUCGGAUUCGUGGGCCUUGGUUAGUAAAUAGAUAUUUUCUCCCUUUGUGAAUUUUGUCUGGGUAUUGUCCUGUUUGGUGUUAAAUGUUAAUUAUAUCAUUUU
Messenger RNA from Arabidopsis lyrata subsp. lyrata, 586 nucleotides. RefSeq lists its product as uncharacterized. Lineage: Eukaryota; Viridiplantae; Streptophyta; Magnoliopsida; Brassicales; Brassicaceae. The transcript is spliced from 3 exons. The record is from RefSeq and is a predicted model, not a curated record. The coding region runs from base 1 to 534 and encodes 177 amino acids.